AGACACAAGUUGGGGCGCGGCUGGGUCGCUGGGUGCUCGUCGCGUCGCGCUCAGCGCUGAGAGGCGCGCCCCUGUGAGCCCGUGAUCCUGUUGUGCUAGGGAUGGCGUCCUCGGCGGUGGCCGACAGCUUUACCACCCGCGAGGAUGCCAAGAAGCAGAAGGCGCUGCAGGAGGCGCGGGCGGCGGGCACAGCUGCCCCGGAGACGGAUGAGCACACGGGGAAGAUGAUCAAUCCCCACAACCCCGAGUUCAUCACCAGGGCGCCGUGGUACUUGAACCAGGACAAGCCCUCCUUGAAGCACCACCAAGCUUGGAAUGCCAAAGACGUCGGCACCAGGGAUUGGUACAUUCGAGGCACCAAGGGGGACGUGAAGACCAAGUUCAUCAAGGGCGCCUGUGAGAACUGCGGUGCCACCACACAUUCCAAGAAGGAUUGCGUGGAGCGGCCGCGAGCAGUGACCGCGAAGCAGAAUGGCAAGAACCUCAUGCCGGAUGAGUACAUCAUGGAGCUGAGCUUAGAUUACGACGGCAAGAGAGAUCGAUGGAAUGGGUUCCAGCCGGAUGACUACAAGCAGGUCAUCGAGGACUGGGAGCGGAUAGAAGGGGAGCGGCGCCGGGUGAAGGCGGCGGAGAUGGAGGAGCGCGCCAAGCUGAAAGAGCGGCUGAAGGCCCAGAAGCGGCUGCUGAAGAAGAAGCGCAAGCAGCGCCGGCGCCAGCUGCGGCGCCAGGCCGAAGGCAAGGACGAGGACGAUACGGACGCGGGCGACUCUGACACCGGGGACUCCGACACGGAUACAGACACCGACAGCGAUAGCGAGGCCUCUGAUGACGAGGACCUGGGAGAGAAGCUGAAGGAUUUCGACAAAUCCACUUCCACCGUGGCGGCGAAGGAUGACAAGCUUCGCACCACCACCAGGAACCUUCGCAUCAGAGAAGACACCGCCAAGUACCUGCUGAACUUGGAUGUGAACUCUGCCUUCUACGACCCAAAGUCAAGGUCGAUGCGUCAGGAUCCCCUCGCGCACCUCAAGGAUGAAGAGAAGGGCACAGCCUUCCGAGGUGACAACUUCUUGAGGCAGUCGGGGGACGCCAAGGCCCUCACGGAGCUCAUGUGCUUCGCCUGGGACUCCUACAAGCAUGGCGAGAAGAUCCACGAUACCGCGCAGCCCACCCAAGCCUUGAAGAUGUUCGAGGUGUACAAGAAUCGCGCCACCGACCUGAAAGAGAAGCAGCAGAAAGAGCUGAUGGACAAGUACGGUGGGGAGGAGCACAUGGAAGUCCCCCGCGAGCUCAUCUUCUCGCAAAACGAGAAUUAUGUGGAGUAUUCCCGAGAUGGCCGCGUGUUGAAGGGCUCGGAGCGCGCUUUGACCAAGUCCAAGUACGAGGAAGACGUGCUCAUAGGCAACCACUCGUCGACUUGGGGAUCUUGGUUCGACUCCGCGACCGGCAGGUGGGGCUUCAAGUGCUGCCACCAGUGCAUGAAGAACGCCUACUGCGUGCCCGUGACUCCCGGAGGUGCGCUCGAGGCUGGCGCGCCCGCCGAGGUUGAGGAUGUGGACGAAGAAGGAGAGGAGCCUGCUGCCUCCAGCAGUGCAGCCCCGGCAGCGGUAGCAGAUGCUCCGGUCACGAAGCUGGCGGACAUGAGGUCCUCUGCUUUUGGCCACAUCCUGGAGGAGGCGGAGGACCUGGACCAGAAGAAGCUGGCGGAGGCGGUGGAGCAGGCCAAGAAGAAGCAGAAGCUCGAGAAGAAGGAGGGCAAGGAGGGCCGGAUGACGUUGGAUGACGAGCGAAAGCGGGGCUACAACUCCUUCGCCGGGGAUACCCAAGAAGUCACUCCGGAGGAGUACGAGGCGUGGCGGCUCACCAGACAAAGGGCUGACGAUCCCAUGGCCAAGUUCGCGUGAGAGAGAUCGCCGAAGGGCCGAAAGAGGACAGCCUCUGGACGCAUGGGUUGGGUGGCUCGG
Messenger RNA from Effrenium voratum, 1964 nucleotides. Lineage: Eukaryota; Dinophyceae; Suessiales; Symbiodiniaceae. The record is from the annotation of a GenBank genome assembly.